Prionailurus viverrinus (fishing cat) is the source of this 1871-nucleotide messenger RNA. Its product is annotated as 60S ribosomal protein L5-like. Gene Ontology annotation, biological process: ribosomal large subunit assembly; translation. Gene Ontology annotation, cellular component: cytosolic large ribosomal subunit; ribosome. Gene Ontology annotation, molecular function: 5S rRNA binding; structural constituent of ribosome. The record is from RefSeq and is a predicted model, not a curated record. Lineage: Eukaryota; Metazoa; Chordata; Mammalia; Carnivora; Felidae.
GAGCUAGGUUUUGAAUUUCAGAAUUCUAAGAUGUCUCAAAAACCAGGCAGUCACAUUUUAUCUUUCCCUUGAUCAUAACACAAGGAAAAGCAGUAGUUUUGCCUCAUUCUAGUUACACCUUAUUGGUUAAGCAGUGCUGCCAUAUCACAAUACCAGCAUGCUUGCAUAGGGGACAUAUGGCAUACUCUUGGUUAGGACAGGAAGCACUUUGUGGCUGGACCCUCCAACAGUGCUUUUUAACUAUUCAUGGCCCACAUGCUCCUGUGAGAAUUUAGCAGUGCCUUCUUGUGGAGCAGGGAUAUGACAUGGCUUAACAUACUCCAAGAGCUUCUCAGCCAGUUAAGGCUUUCUCAGUUUUCAUCUUCUAAUGAAAUGAUUAAAAACAUUUGCAGAAACAUGAAUUCCCCUUCUCAAUAAAAACUUUAACAAGCUCAUUACUGACUCUAAACACGUCUAGUUCUGGGCCUAAAGCUUUCUACUGUGCUAGGAAGGAACUCAGCCCUGCUCUGGUUUGAACUAGAAUAGGACGUGGCUUCUCAGACUCAGGCCCCCUCCUUUUUUCUCCUACUGCCUUGCACACUUGUAUUCCACACCGUUUUCUUGGUGUGAAAUGGUGUCCCAUCUGUGAAGCUGCCUCCUUCCUCACUGCCCACUCUGUGUCUGUCUUUGAGCAGCAGAGGGUGAUUUACAAUCCUUAAAUCAGAUGAUUUUCACUUACCUAGGACUUCGCAAGUGAACACUACAUUAAACAAGAGGUUGAAAAGAUACGUAACUAAAACAAAGACUGAAAAAGAAAGUUACUGCCAGCUGUUAGUUUUUCAGAGGCCCCUUUUCUGUUACAUGGCAUUCCCAGGCCCCUUUGCUUCUUGUCUCCUACUACCUGUCAUGGAGAACCCCAUUGUCUAACACUGGGAACUAUUCCACAUACCCACAGGCUAUUCCCCAAAAGUUUUUAUACCUGGGUAAAGCAUUAUCAAAGAAAUAACCCCUUAAAAGAGAAGAACCCCUUUUCCUUCCUCAUGAGGGUCCAGCUUCAUCCCUGGAACCACCACAUAUGCUUCUGCCUUAGAGGGUUCCUGUCCAUUAACAUUAACACUAAGACCUAGAUUGUCAGCUGCUGAGAAAGCAUCAGAAACAGUCUAGCUGCUGGUCUGUGGUGAACCGCGGACGCGGGUCUCUGUUCCACAGGAUGGGGUUUGUUAAAGUUGUCAAGAAUAAGGCUUACUUCAAGAGAUACCAGGUGAAAUUUAGAAGAAAACGAGAGGGUAAAACUGAUUACUAUGCCCGGAAACGCUUGGUAAUUCAGGAUAAAAAUAAGUACAACACACCUAAAUACAGAAUAAUAGUUCAUGUAACCAACAGAGAUCUCAUUUGUCAGAUUGUUUAUGCCCAUAUAGAAGGAGACAUGAUAGUUUAUACAGCUUAUGCUCAUGAACUCCCCAAGUGUGGUGUGAAGGUUGGCCUGACAAGUUAUGCUGCAGCAUAUUGUACUGGCCUGCUGCUGGCCUGCAGGCUUCUCCAGGCUUAUUCCAUGGAUAAGAUCUAUAAAGGCCAAGUAGAAGUGACUGGAGAUGAAUACAAUGUGGAAAGCAGAGGUCAACCCGGUGCCUUCACCUGCUGUUUGGAUGCAGGGCUAAGAAAGAAGUUAAAAAGAAGAGGUGGAACCAUCUCCAAAUGUCUGUUGCCCAGCAGAAAGAUGGGGUAGCUCAGAAGAAGGCAAGCUUCCUUAGAAGCUGAGAAGUGGGCUGCUGAGAGCUCAUAAACCAAACCACAAUUUUUUUUUUUAAUAUAUGAAAUUUAUUGUCAAAUUGGUUUCCAUACAACACCCAGUGCUCAUCCCAAAAGGUGCCCUCCUCAAUACCCAUCACCCA